CUGAGAUUUGUUCGCAUCCUCAAAUAUAUGAAUCUUACAUCCUGAUGUGCGAAAGGGGGGUUUUAAUAUAAAGGGGCCAGUUUUUCGUUCGUCUACUUUUGCUUUACACAAACACGACUACUCAAUGAGCGAUUUACCUUCCCUUAGACAAAAAAUUGAUUCUCUCGAUCACACACUUGUCAGCAUCUUAAACGAACGCGCUCGCGUCUCUCUUGAUAUUGGUGCUGCCAAAAAAAGAGACAUUAAAGAAGAAGACGUGGCCGAUGCCGACGUGCAAGUGUAUAGACCUGGACGAGAAAAAGAGAUUUAUAAAAAGUUGGCACGUCUCAACCCUGGACCUUUGAACGACGAUUCAUUACACGCUAUUUUUAGAGAGAUUAUGUCAGCUUCAAUUGCUUUACAAAAGGAUGUCUCUAUCGCAUACCUUGGUCCCCCAGGUACCUUUUCACAUCAAGCUGCAUAUGAACGUUUAGGCGAUAGUGUAGCAUAUGUUCCUCAAAAGCAGAUUGAUGAUGUAUUUGUCGCUGUUGAAAGAGGUCAAACAACAUAUGGUAUUGUUCCUUAUGAGAACUCAACAUUUGGAUCUGUUGUAGAAACAUUGGAUUAUUUUAUUCAUACUGGCGUACGUGUUCGUGCCGAAACCUACUUGACCGUUCACCAAUGUUUGCUUUCGAACAGUAAGCUGGAUAAGAUUACUAAAGUAUAUAGUCAUCCUCAAGGUUUAGGUCAAACCCAAAAAUGGCUGUCGGUACAUAUCCCAAACGCAAAACGAAUUUCUGUCAAGUCCACUGCUGAAGCCGCAGAAAAGGCAGCUUUAGAAACAGGUGCAGCAGCUGUUUGUAGUGAGAUUUGUGCUGAAUUAUAUGGAUUGGAAGUAGUUGAGGCUAAUAUUGAAGACCUUGCAGCCAACACAACUCGUUUCCUCAUUAUUGGGGCUGCUAGUGAUUCACCCACGAGUGACGACCAUACUCUCAUUACAUUCACUGUUGACCAUCGUCAACCUGGUGCUUUAUGCGAUGGAUUGAAGGUAUUCAAAGACUUUGGGUUAAACUUAUUCAAGAUUGAUUCGCGUCCUAGCGGUCAGCGUCCAUGGCAUUAUGUAUUCUUUGUUGAAUGCUCUGGCCAUCUUGAGAACGAAGAUGUUAAGCAAGCACUUAAGGAGCUUGAUAAAUUUUGCUUGGAUGUUAUUGUUUUAGGUAGCUUCCCCAACCAAAGACCCGAAAAGGAAGAUCAUAGAAAUUAA
Mucor mucedo is the source of this 1243-nucleotide messenger RNA. RefSeq names its product Prephenate dehydratase-domain-containing protein. Gene Ontology annotation, cellular component: cytoplasm. The transcript is spliced from 5 exons. NCBI's taxonomy places the organism in Eukaryota, Fungi, Mucoromycota, Mucoromycetes, Mucorales, Mucoraceae. The coding region runs from base 125 to 1243 and encodes 372 amino acids. Gene Ontology annotation, biological process: L-phenylalanine biosynthetic process; chorismate metabolic process. The record is from RefSeq and is a predicted model, not a curated record. Gene Ontology annotation, molecular function: chorismate mutase activity; prephenate dehydratase activity.